AUGGCCGGAAUAACCUUUCCGAGUAUUGACGAUUGCAAAUCAAUAGGGCGGGAAAAGGACACAGUUGUAGCAGACAUGGAUGGAACCUUGCUUGUAGGGAGAAGCUCAUUUCCUUAUUUUGCCUUGGUUGCUUUUGAGGUUGGAGGGAUUCUAAGGCUUCUUCUCUUGCUUUUAGCUUCACCAUUAGCCGGUUUGCUUUAUUAUUUCGUGAGCGAAUCAGCAGGAAUCCAAGUUCUCAUCUUUGCAACAUUUGCAGGGAUGAGAGUUUCUGAUAUUGAAUCCGUGGCACGUGCUGUUUUGCCUAAAUUUUACUCGAGUGAUCUUCAUCCCGAGUCAUGGCGGGUUUUUUCUUCAUGUGGGAAACGUUGCGUGCUCACCGCGAAUCCUAGGAUUAUGGUAGAAGCAUUCUUGAAAGAUUUCUUGGGUGUUGAUAUGGUUUUAGGGACUGAGAUUUCAACAUACAAAGGGAGGGCUACUGGAUUUGUUAAGCAGCCUGGAGUUUUAGUUGGGAAUAAUAAAAGCUAUGCUCUUAAGAAGGCUUUUGGAGAUACAGAACCAGAGAUUGGAUUGGGUGAUAGACAUACCGAUUUUCCCUUCAUGAAGUUGUGCAAGGAGGGUUACAUUGUCUCACCCAAACCAGAAGUAAAGGCUUUAACAGUUGACAAGCUUCCCAAACCCAUCAUUUUCCAUGACGGCCGCCUCGUACAGAAGCCGACGCCGUUCAUGGCUCUCAUCAUCAUUCUCUGGGUUCCGGUUGGCUUUCUCCUCUCUUGCCUCCGUAUGGCUGCCGGUGCACUACUCCCAAUGCAUAUGGUAUACUACGCUUUCUGGGCACUGGGGGUUCGUGUCAUAGUUAAAGGCACACCUCCGCCGCCUGUCAAGAAAUCAAGCGGCCAAUCAGGUGUUCUCUUCAUUUGCUCCCACAGAACCCUCCUUGACCCCAUUUUCCUCUCCACCGCCCUCGGUCGCCCCAUCGCAGCCGUCACUUACUCCGUCUCUCGUCUUUCCGAGAUCAUCUCACCAAUCAAAACCGUCAGACUUUCUCGGGACCGUGCCACCGAUGCAUCCAUGAUCAAGAAACUGCUACAAGAAGGUGACCUAGCCAUAUGCCCGGAAGGAACCACUUGUCGAGAACCUUUCCUCCUCCGAUUUUCCUCAUUGUUUGCCGAACUAACCAAUGAACUUGUGCCGGUGGCGAUGGUGAACCGGAUGAGCAUGUUUCAUGGAACCACUGCUCGAGGGUGGAAAGGGAUGGACCCAUUUUACUUCUUCAUGAACCCUAGCCCCGCAUACGAAGUGACAUUUUUGAACAAGCUUCCACAAGAAUUGACGUGCGGUAUGGGAAAAUCUAGCCAUGAAGUCGCAAAUUAUAUUCAGAGGGUUAUAGCCGCAACUCUUUCCUACGAGUGCACAAACUUUACGAGGAAAGAUAAAUAUAGAGCUCUUGCUGGAAAUGAUGACUGUGAAGAUACAGAGGUCUUGGUAGAGGGGGAUACGUUGGAUGAAGCCUCAUUGAGGGGGAAGCGAUGUCUGUGUGCGCAACUCUUGUCUGCAAAACAUUACAACAAAGAAGCUUUAUUUAGUGACAUGAGAAAAAUAUGGCGACUGGGUCGACGAGUCUGGUUCCGAGAAUUAAAUUCGACUAUCUUCCUGAUCGAAUUCGAAGAUGCUAAUGAUAGGAGGAAAGUCCUGCGUGAGGGACCUUGGGCUUUUGACAAAUCUCUCUUACUGAUGGGCGAGAUCGAUGGAAAGCAGCCAAUUAGUCAGAUUCAGCUUAAGCACAGCUCCUUUUGGAGUACAGCUGGUUCCUUUUCGGCACCGGCAUUAGUUCGGUCAAGGGCGACUAGCGCAGAACAAACAGUCCGAAAUUUCCAAAGCGAAAAUUACGGAAUUCAGCCGUUACAACAUAAGGGGAUUAUGAAAGUACCAAGCGAGAAUCAUAGGAUGAUUCCAGAACCGACUGAUCAAAAUGAGUUAUCUAAGAAAAUGAUUGAGAUCCAAGGUGUGGGCCACUGUGAUGGUAAUGGGCUGGACCUGCUUGAAAUUGCCAACUCUGUUCAGAGUGAAAGGAAGGCCCAAGUUGAAAUGGGAUCCAAUGAUACGCCAGGGCCAGGCUUAUUUCAAAAGACUGGUCCAACCCAAGUCCUAAAGAAACCUGGUGGGGAGGUGACUAGGAAAUGGAAAUGCCUUCGAUCUGUGAGAGUUCAGCCCACAAAAGAGGCUUCGUUAGAGGGUGUUUUGGAAACACCUCUGGCCUAUAAACGCAAAGCUACCAUCAUAAUCAGUUCGACAGGAGGUCUUGGAAAGGAGGAUGGUACAGUUCUGUAA
Messenger RNA from Fraxinus pennsylvanica, 2328 nucleotides. The record is from the annotation of a GenBank genome assembly. Lineage: Eukaryota; Viridiplantae; Streptophyta; Magnoliopsida; Lamiales; Oleaceae.